UGAAGACAGCCUGUGAUGUCGAAGAUGGCCCAGCGUGCAGACACCAAACUCUUGUCUUGUCUUCUCGUGCUCACCGUCAUGACGGUCUGCAUCAGCCCCACCACGGGAGCCCAACUUGUUGGGCCCGGGGGUGAGGAGUCAUGUGACCAGCUCAGGUUGCAAAUAGCACAGAACUUCCGCCAAGCCUACGACAAGACCAUCCCCGCCCACUAUCUGAAGGACCUCCUCACCAUGUGGGUGGAGUCGUCGCUGCCCGCACACUGCUCCAAAAACACAACUUCCGGUUUGUCAAAAUUCAACCCCUCGUCCACCCUGGAUAGCGGGGGUCCUCUGGGGACCUUAGGACCCUCGGGGUCCGUCUACACCACAAGCCUGACGUCAAAGCGAAGGCGGGACACAUCCCAGUCGAACACACAUUUCGAUGACGUCAUUAACGCCGUAGAUCCGGAACUUUCUCGCCAGAAACGGUUCAUCAUCUACACCGGCACUCCGGCUGAUUAUGGCACGGGAACUUUCGGAUCGGGUAUAGCGGACCCCGCCUCUCCGGCCAGGGAGGUGACGGAGGCCGAGCAGAUGAUGAAAGCCAUGUUGAUGUUGAGCAACUAUCAGAAAACACGACUCACACACGAGAUGAGGACUGGUAGGAUUUCCGGCGGAAGUUCGUCUGGCGGCGAAAAACCUCCUAUCGGGAGCGGCAUGUACGGCGAGCAGUACCCGGGCCGGAAGAAACGCGAAGCCGGAAGUCUGCUGCACGCGGUGGCGCGUGGCUUGUCCAGGAGGAAGCGGUUCCUGUUGUCCAUGUUUGACGCCGAGACCCCGACCCCCGGGCCGAGUAUUUUUAGCAUCAUGUCCGGCACCGCGCGCGACCCCAACACCGGCAAGCCGCUGGAGUUUGGUGGAGACGCCAUGAAGAACAUGAUGGUCAACCAGUUUGUCUCGACACUUCCGUUCAGCGCCCAGCCUCCCCCGGGCAAGGAGCCAGCAGACUUCGUGAAAAACAUGGCGCCACUCUGGUACUACUCACGCCUGCAGCGGAGCAUGAGCCCGCAGCCCCGGUUCUACAGCCCCCACCCACACGGCAGCUACAACUACAUCCCCAAGACGUACCACCACCAACAGCAGCGUAACCGGGAUGGUUACUAUGGCGACGCCUUCCCCGGGAAAAGAAAAAGACGGUCCGCAAGCGGGUCUGAUGGCGGCAGUACUGACGUCAUUACAAUCGGGGACUUGACGAUUCCAAUAGAGUUUUUCAAGCCGGCGGACUUGCCGGGCGACACGCCGGCAUACACGUCAGGCGACACGCCGGCAUACACGUCAGGCGACACGCCGGCAUACACGUCAGGCGACAGCAGCGCGGGUGAGUACAAGCGUGAGUACAAGCGUGAGUACACGUUUGACCAACACAGUCAGCGACAGACGCGGAGUUUCCGCGGGAACCAGCAGUACUACGGCGACCGGCAAAUGCCGGCACGAUACGCCUCCAGGCAUAUUACCGAGCUCUACCACACACUAAUGAGGAACCGGAACCGGCAACAUCAGAACCCCACGUCCGGCAAUCCCAGAAAAUAUUCUCAGCCCUCAAAAACCCCAACCCAACCCUACGUGCCCCACACUCAGCUAGCCCAACCCCACGUCCCCCACACGCAGUUCGCACAACCCUCACCAUCCUACAGCCUCCACAACUCCAACUUUUUCAACAACUUCAACAGCCACCAGCGACAACAGCAGCGGCCCGACCCACCGACCCCUCCAACAACCCCACCCCCGAGACCCCCGACACCCCCAGUACCCAGACAGCCCAUCGACCCCUUCAUACUCCCACCCCCAAGCGCCCACACCCAGCAACUCCCCGACCUCACCGACCCCUUUAUCCCCAACCCACCCACGCCGCCCCCACCCUCCUCUACUAGCACGACCCCUGCGGGAGAACAUGGCAGAAGGAAAAGAUCAGCAGACGGCCAGGGGAAGCAACACUCUCGCAGACGACACCGACGAUCGGAAAAAACCAGCGACACAGCUAACAUGGAUUACUUUCCGUUCACUCCAUACAACCCGGAUCCCUUUUGGUCGCUCUUUGACGCCCACCCCUCCGUGUAUCAGCCUCACAAUAAUUUCCCACAACCCCACAAUAAUUUCCCACAACCCCACAAUAAUUACCCCCACUCUUCCAAUUAUUUCCACCAGUUUAACCCCAGCCCGUGUUAUACUCGCCAGUAUUCCGAUUCUCGCCAUAGCUCAAACAAAGUCGGCUAUGUAUCGGAAAAUGGGGGCGUGGUUUACGGCGAUCAUCUCCCUUGGUCUACAGCCAAAGGGACGCAAUCGUCUGAACCACAAAGGUUAGGUAAUAGAGGGGAGGUCACUCCAAGCAACGGUCGUCGUGUCAAGAGAUCGGACAGUGAAAACACGUGGAGUUAAGGCCCCCAGGGGUCCCCCAGGGGUCAGGCGAUUUACGGAGACAGUCUACCGUGGUUCUCAAAAAACUCUCACUCCCUACCCUGAGCACCCAAACUAUCGCACUUCAUUCUUCCGAUCAGCUCCACACAAAUUAAAGAUGACCUUUUGAUUCACACCAUUGAUAUUGUGUACAAGAACACUUUGUUUAAAUUUAUGCAACAAUUUUGGUCUAUUAGAAUGUAAAUUUUGACGGUUUAUAAAGAAAUAGGCUUAAAUGAACUAAAUUUUAAAUAAGGUGUUCAGUAUUUGUUCAUAUGUACACAUACGCUACAGCUAUUUUAAUCAUUAUUUCUAGGCUUCAAAUCAGAUGAUACAAAAGUAGGGCUGAACAAAAAUAUGUUUUGAUGUUUUACUCCUAUAGUAUAAUAUCUUAGUGUAGUCCUAUAAUGUGUUAAUGUGUUUAGUCCUAUAGUAUCUUAGUAUGUUUAGUCCUAUGUUAUAAUAUCUUGAUGUGUUUAGUCCCAUAAUAUCUUGAUGUGUAUGGGCUGGUCCCAUUCAAGGACCCAGUUCAUCUGGCAGUCUGUGUUGCUGUGGUAAUAAAUUCAGGUGGUGUAAGCUGACACUAGAACUAGCAGGUGUAUGUAUGUAGGCCAGGCUCUGCCUUAAAUAAAGGGACUAACUUUAGAUUUAGUUACAGAAUAAAUAAAGGUACUAACUUUAGAUUUAGUUACAGAAUAAAUAAAGGUACUCACUUUAGAUUUAGUAACAGAAU
Molecule: messenger RNA, 3166 nt
Organism: Physella acuta
Lineage: Eukaryota; Metazoa; Mollusca; Gastropoda; Physidae
Source: RefSeq, a predicted model, not a curated record